Messenger RNA from Myripristis murdjan (pinecone soldierfish), 976 nucleotides. Its product is annotated as ras guanine nucleotide exchange factor glfB-like. Gene Ontology annotation, biological process: interleukin-15-mediated signaling pathway; positive regulation of ERK1 and ERK2 cascade; T cell activation. The transcript is spliced from 10 exons. Gene Ontology annotation, molecular function: protein tyrosine kinase binding; MHC class II protein binding. The record is from RefSeq and is a predicted model, not a curated record. Lineage: Eukaryota; Metazoa; Chordata; Actinopteri; Holocentriformes; Holocentridae. The coding region runs from base 1 to 930 and encodes 309 amino acids. Gene Ontology annotation, cellular component: external side of plasma membrane; membrane raft.
AUGUCUUUGUUUCUGUUACUCCUGUUUCCCUUCACAGCAGUCACUGGACAAGAUUUCUCCUCCUUCUAUGUCAGAGAUGGAGCUGAAGUCUCUCUGCCUUGUGGCAGUUUGAUACCCAAUCAGGAUAAAUGUCAGUAUACCACCUGGAACGUUCAGCAUGUCAACAAGAGCUAUGCAGAAGAGCUGGUUGCCCAUGGGAAGAUUACAAUACAUGAGUUUGCCCAAGCUAACGCAUCCAGACAGAGUGUUACAGCGGACUGUUCUCUGGUUAUAAAGAAAGUCACAACUGAGGAUGUUGGUAUUUACAUCUGUCAACAGUUUAUAUCAGGACAAAAACAAGGUUCAGAUGCUGCGGUUUAUCUGUCUCUUAUACAGAUGACUGAACAGCAGCAGAACCAUCAGCUGAAGUUGCAGUGCUCUGUGUCCACAUAUGAACAGUGUCUACAGACGACAACAACAACAACAACAACAACAACAACAACAACACCAUCAACAUCAUCAACUUUGACAAAAGACCCAGGAGGAACAACUACAACGUUAGCCUCAACAGCUCCAUUCAUCGCAGUGGGUGUGGUUUCAGCAGCUCUUUUAAUAACUGUGGCUGUGCUCAUCGUAUACUGUAAGAGAGCUAAAGGGAACAAAACAGCAACAGAAGACAACGUGGGUCUGACCUUAAUCAGUGAUGCUGAAGGAGGAGUGAAGCAGUCUGGACCAGCAGGCAGUCAGGACAAGGCUGAUCCAGACACUCUCACCUACGCCUCCAUCGUUCACUCUGAGAAGAAGGGCAAGAAAGCCAGAAAAGCAAAGGUCCAGUGUACUGAUGAUGGUGACGAUGCGGUGACCUAUGCCACCGUGAGACCGUCCUCUGCCUCUGCUGUAGCCUCCACUGAUCUCAACCUCUACGCCACCGUCAACAAGCCCGCUAAAUAACACAGCACAGCAGAUAUCUGUUGUUUUAUAUGACCGGCUUUAUUCA